Acanthocheilonema viteae is the source of this 1791-nucleotide messenger RNA. Lineage: Eukaryota; Metazoa; Nematoda; Chromadorea; Rhabditida; Onchocercidae. The record is from the annotation of a GenBank genome assembly.
AUGGCUCCACUCAGACGUUCAGCUGCCUUUCGACAAAGCGUCCGACAAUUUCACAAAUCAGUCCGGGCCGGGGCAAAUACAGCAGCAAAUAUAAUUCGCCAGGAAGCAGAAGCAAAUAUAAGAUGUAUACGUCAUCCACCGCGAUGGGUACGUGUUCUGAGGAAAAUAUAUCAUGAAUACGGUCUCAAGCAUGUUCUUCUAAUCACUGUUCUUAUCAUUUACCAAUUUAUUGGUGCGGCGAUAUUUUAUCUUUGCGAAGCAACUCACGACGAAUCACUUGAAAUAUUUUGGGAAAAAAGCGUGCAACAAAAUCGAACACGUUUGAUAGAUGUCGUCGUAUCAUCUAUAUUUAAUAACAGCGAAUAUCUCUUCUUUCUCACUGCUAAUCAAACUAAGCAGAUCAGAAGACGUCUUGAUCACGAAUUAAAUUUAUAUGAAAAUAACCUCGGAAUUAAAUAUACAGACCAAAAAAUUCGAUGGGAUUUCUGGAAUGCUAUGUUAUACGCUCAGACGGUAUGCACAACUAUUGGUUACGGACAUCUCUAUCCAUCCACAACCACCGGCCGUAUUUUUACAAUGCUUUAUGCGAUUGUUGGCAUUCCGCUAGUACUCAGUAUACUUGACGAUCUCGGUAAAUUGUUAACGAAAUGUCUUAAAACACCUUGGUACCUCACUAAAUGUGGAUGUCGACGAUUAUUCCGCUAUUGUACUAACCAGACAAUGACUGAAAUUCGAGAGCUCGAUGCUUCAGAUAAACGAGACCUCGAAAUCUUUGAUUUACCAAUUCCGAUAGCAAUAUCUGUUGUUAUUGCAUGGAUAUUUAUUUGCUCCGCUACAUUUUGUGUUUGGGAAAAAGACUGGAAUUAUUUUGUUGCCUUCUAUUUCUUCUUCAUAUCUUUAAGAAAGUUGAAUUUUCAGUCAGAAAUGGCACGAACAUACGAAGUUGGGCAAUUGGAUAAUGUAAGCCUAAAUUCAGCUGAUCUUUCCUUCGGAAAUAUGGGUCGAAAAAUUUGCAAUAAGAAUCAUUCCAAAUCCGACAAUAAAAAUAAUACUAUUAAUAGCAGUACGUCGUUGUCUGGUGAUUCCCUUCCGCGUGUUUUACUUAAUAAGGAAAAUUUUAAUACGAGCCCUUAUGGGAAUUCAAAUGCCUACAGGCAUGCUUAUAAUGUAGGAAUUAAAUUCUUGCCAAGGAAUUUAUCGGUUGAUGAUGUGAUGAAAUUGGUGGAUACCGAAGAAGGAGAUAUUUUGGUACUGACUGAGCUUAUUCGCGAUGAUAGUAGUGUUCCGGACACAGUGAUGAUGUUUGUUAAUUCAAGAUUAUUCGGUAAUUACUCUAAAAUAUCCUCAUUAUUGCCAAAUGCACCUUCAACUUCUCUCAUUCGGAGUACAUUUUCGACUUAUAUGAAUCAAAAUGGAAUUAACAUAACGCCAUCAAUGUAUGAUAUUGAAACAACUGAAGAGAUGGAAGAUCGAAUUCUUUUGGGAAGGGCUGUUAAUAUAUUCAAUUCACCUGCUAUUCAUUUUAAAUCCAGGUUGAGUUUGGUAUCUGAAGGGCAUGAUGCAGUUGAUGAAGGUGAUGAGGAAGAAUAUGAGGACGAAGGUGAAGACGACGAGAAUGAUGACGAUGACACUCGCCCUCUGGAAGCCAAACUUGUUGAAGAAAGUCAAGCUUCUAUGGAACGAAUUAGGAAUCUGCCAGGUGGUCGAGGUAUGACAACAUUAAUUAGAUCUUUAAUUAAUGGGCAUGGAACGAGAAAACGCCAAUGCAACGUCGACGUAAGGAUCAGCUGA